AUGUACAAGUCUGUCGCUCUCUCGCUUCUCUGGGCUGCCGCCGCCCUCGCCCAGACGCCCCCCCAGACCUGGCCCGUCACCGAGACCAACCUGGGCGCCAUCUACGACGAGAACAUCACCGUCACCCCUGGCCUCUGGAUCGACCCUAAUGAUGUCGGCGACGAGCCCGUCCUCUACCCCACCAACGACGACGCCUACGAGGGCAAGUACAUGGUCUUCCUCAUCGACUGGAUGAUCCCCGACGACGAUGUCACCACCUCCAACCUGUACCGCACCCUCGUCCCCGGCCUGGCCGUCAACACCACCACCCGCCUGCACUGGUGGGCGGGCAACCUCACCCUCGACUGCGACUCGGGCGUGUUUGUCAACGAGUCGGCCGCCAUCGCCACCUACUCCUCCCCCCGUCCCCGCGACUCGACCAACCACACCUACGCCCUGUACCUGUUCGACCAGCCCGCCGACUACGUCCUGCCCGAGGAGGCCGCCGAGGGCCUGUACACCUCCCAGACCACCGACGACCGCUACAACUUCUCCAUGGUCCCGGUCUUUGAGGCCGUCGGUUCUCCCGUCGCUGCCACCUACUUCCUCUCCAACGAUGCCUAG
Penicilliopsis zonata CBS 506.65 is the source of this 603-nucleotide messenger RNA. RefSeq lists its product as hypothetical. NCBI's taxonomy places the organism in Eukaryota, Fungi, Ascomycota, Eurotiomycetes, Eurotiales, Aspergillaceae. The record is from RefSeq and is a predicted model, not a curated record. The transcript has 2 exons. The coding region runs from base 1 to 603 and encodes 200 amino acids.